Messenger RNA from Adineta ricciae, 2319 nucleotides. The record is from the annotation of a GenBank genome assembly. Lineage: Eukaryota; Metazoa; Rotifera; Eurotatoria; Adinetida; Adinetidae.
AUGGGUGGUGUAGCCAAGCUAUUCGAUGGACAUAUUCUGAAUAAGUCCAAUGAAGAAGUUAAUCUUGAUUCCAAAGAUUUCAAGCGGAAAAUCAUCGGUCUCUAUUUCAGUGCUCAUUGGUGUCCACCGUGUCAAAAUUUCACUCCGAAAUUAGCUGCAUUUUAUCAAGCAUAUGCACGAGAGAAAAACUUUGAAAUUAUAUUUCUCAGUUCUGACUACGAUGAAGCAUCAUCCUAUUACUAUUAUCAACAUAUGCCUUGGUUAAGACUAGACUAUCGGGAUCGACAGAAAAAACAAGAAUUAGAAUCGAAAUACGGUGUGAAUGGCAUUCCAGCGUUGAUUCUAUUGGAUGGCACGACAGGAGACGUUGUCUGUGCUGAUGCGAGGCAAUAUAUCGAAUGGCAAGAUCCUCACGGAACUAAUUUUCCAUGGGGUCCUGUCAACGAACGAAAUUGUUGUUCACGUUGUUGCCACACAUAUGUUAUUUCGCAAUCGUCUUGUAAUUAUGCAAUGAAAUCUUGCAUUGAGCGUGUUUUAAUGCAUCAAACAGAAAGUCAAAUGUGUACUCCAUCGAUACGACGCAACUUUGUCGGUGAACACGCUCGAACAUGUUUCGAAGAUCUAUCUCAUGAUGUGAUUUAUCAUAUAUUCGAUUGUUUGGAGUUUUUCGAUAUCUACGGUAUUUUUUACCAUCUCAACAUCCGAUUUCGUCGAUUGAUCACUCACUCGAAUCUGCCACUCAAAGUGCGAAUAUCGUCAAUCUCAAGAACCGAUUUCGAAUACUAUCAUGCCAAUCUUAUCGUUCCUUAUUCACAUCGAAUAUCUUCACUGGAUUUAAGAAAUCGACUUUGUUUUGAUCUUCUCAUAUCUCCACACAAUCGUCUAACAGAAUUUCCUCGCUUGCAAACUUUAAUUCUCAAAAAUAUUAAACCAAAACAUCUACAUCAAGUCUUCCAAGAUAUUUCCACUUUACCGCGUCUUUCAAAGUUUGUUCUUCAUUGUCCAGGAUACACGCACGAUAUAGGCCACUAUUUUCUCAUAAUAUUUCGUUUACACGCAUUGAGACAUUGCGAAAUAUUCUUUCCCGAUGUACGCAAUUCAAUUCGAUUACCUUUUGCAGCAAUCGAUAAGCGAAGCUCUAUUGAACAUCUAACUGUCGCGUCUGACAUUCAUCUGGAGAAUCUUGAUCGAUUACUAUCCUAUGUUCCAAAACUUCGCUAUUUCUCUGUUGGAUAUCUUGGACAAAGAGGCGAUAAAGCUUCACUUCAAUUAAUACCAAUGCCUAAUUUAACACAUUUAUCUCUGGGAAUAGGUGGAUUGGAUUUCGAUUACUUCGAAGCUUUAAUAAAAACUUUUCCAAAUAUUCAACGUUUACAUCUUUAUGGAUCCGGUCCAGGGGAUUAUCUGAAUCCAGAUCGAUGGGAAGAAUUGAUUACAUCCUCGAUGCCAUUUUUACGCAUUUUCAAUAUUUAUAUCGACAGUUCUUUACCUAUUUCUUCGAUGUCACAAUUGCGACGAUUCAAAUCUUCAUUCUGGCAAGAUCGACAAUGGUUUUUUUCCUACCAUGGUUCAUACUAUCGCAAUUUUUAUUCGUGCCGCUUUCAUUCCGUAAAUCCCUCUCGACUAAGAGACUACUCGCUUCGCUAUGGUACAAAUUUUGGUACUGAUCCAGAUUUCAAAAAAGCAAACCUUCGGUCCGUUCGUCGCGUCCAGUUUUCACGCCAAAAAGCUAUCUAUCAUUGUGACCACCGAUUUCUUCAAGCAACCGAACUAACCUUAGAAAAUAUCACUUCGGAACAAGCGAAAAAAGAUAUCACUGCUCUUGAACAAAUCAUCUCGUUUGAUAAUCUUACUAAACUCGAAAUAAAUUCGAGUGGAUAUGCAUUCAAACAAUUAACCGAACUCUUGGCACUAACGCCCAAUCUACACACGUUGAAAAUUCAGCGGAUACAUCAAUUCGAUGAAACAGAUUUUACAACUUUUCCCACUAGUAAUGUCUUCCAGUUUGUAUCAAACGUAAAUAUGAUACAAUGCUUAUCAAUAACCCAUUUAACUGAAGUAAGAGAAGUGAGAUUGUUAUUUAUGCUAUGUCCACGGUUACAAUACUUCACUAUUCACCAACAGCAAAGACAUGCAGUAGCGAUAGUUCGAUACUUAUCCUCACAACUUCAUGAUGUUGCUCAACAUCUUAUUUUACUAACUAUGGAAAUUCGUAAAGGUAGACAUUUAGCAUCGUUGAAAGAACUUGUACGAACAAGAGAAUGCCUUCAGAAUUGGUCGCUGAUAGUUGAAAAUCAUCAGGUGUAUUUGUGGCAAUAG